Molecule: messenger RNA, 1077 nt
Organism: Bipolaris oryzae ATCC 44560
Lineage: Eukaryota; Fungi; Ascomycota; Dothideomycetes; Pleosporales; Pleosporaceae
Exons: 3
Coding region: 1-1077 (358 amino acids)
Molecular function (GO): oxidoreductase activity, acting on single donors with incorporation of molecular oxygen, incorporation of two atoms of oxygen; ferric iron binding
Source: RefSeq, a predicted model, not a curated record
AUGGUUCACCUUAUACCAGUUUUCACUGCUGCCUUUCUGGCUUCCAAUGUAUUUGCACACGGCGAUAUCAACAAGGAAAUCUUGAGAAGAAAAGCCCAUCUCAACCACCCAGAACGUCGGAGCGUUCUGGAUUGCAAGCGGAGUCUUGUAGAUUCCGGGUGGGUCAGGGAGCAGCACCAAAGGCGCGAGGACAGGCUUCAUGAACUGCGUGUCGAAGCCGGCUUUGCACAAAUGCACGAGUUGGUUCGUCGCGACCCUGUAGAAGUUGAAUCGAGCUAUGGUAAAAAGGCGGCAUGCACGCUCGAUGUCGAGCAAACUGAGGGCCCUUUCUAUGUUUCGGGCGAACUCGUUCGGAAGAAUAUCGUGUCUGGCCAGAUAGGCCCGAAAGCACAUGUCGACAUUAAUCUGAUCGACGUACGGAAUUGCAAGCCCAUCAAAGGUGCUUAUAUCGAGCUAUGGGGAGCUAACGUGACUGGUGUCUACUCUGGCGUGCAAUCCACUGCCAACGGCGAUGGCUCCUCAGACCUUUCCUCGAAUGCCCUGCGUGGCCUACAGCCAACAGAUGAUGGCGGCACUGCUUCCUUCAUCACGCUCCUUCCAGGACACUAUGGCACCCGUGCAAAUCAUCUGCACACUCUGGUUCACCAUGACGCCAAACUCCUUCCGAACAACACCAUCACAGGUGGUACUAUUUCUCACGUUGGUCAAUUUUACUUUGACCAGGACUUCCUCUUUGACCUCGAGACAUCCUAUCCCUACACCUUGAACAAACAACCCUAUAUAUUCAAUGCGAAUGAUGCGCUAUUUGCCUACGCUAAUGCAACCGACGAUGAUCCUAUCAUGGAGGUCGUGAUGAUCGGCAAAACCUUGGAGGACGGAUUGUAUGCAACUAUUGACGUGGGCAUCAACCCUAAUGCAAUCCAGAAUUGGACAUCUCCUGUCGGGAAGUGGACCCCCGAAGGUACGGUGCUUGAUCCCGAUAGUCGAUGGGCGGGAUGGCCAGGGCCAAGUCCCGGAAGCUCACCUGUAUCUUCGCUUUCAGCAUCACCAUCGCCAUCACCCUCCUCAGCUCCGUAG